GGAGGACAGAUAUAUAAUCGGUCCAGAUGACCACCCUCUCAUCCAGACUGCCGAUGGUUUUUCUCUAAUUUUAACUCUCGACUUAAAGAUACCCCUUUUCUUCAACGGUUUCUCGUAAUACAAGCGACUCACCCCGUAAACCACCCAGGAUUAUCAACGACUGGAGCUUUCCUUGCCCCUCCUUAAUAGCUCUCUUCUACCCCGCCAAACGCCAUACCGCAAACUCUCCCACCUGCAACCCACCGAACUUCCAACCUCUCGAUCUCCUUCCAAACACCACCACCACCAAAACCGACACAAUGGCUGAGCACACCUACAAGUUCAACGUCAGCAUGAGCUGCGGCGGCUGCUCCGGCGCCGUCGACCGUGUCCUGAAGAAGCUGGAUGGCGUCAAGUCGUACGAAGUCUCCCUCGAGAGCCAGACCGCCACCGUCAUCGCCGAGGAGAGCCUGCCCUACGAGAAGGUCCUCCAGACCAUCUCCAAGACCGGCAAGAAGGUCAACUCUGGCAGCGCCGACGGCGUUGAGCAGAGCAUCGAGGUCACCGCAUAAACAACCUUUUUGUCUCUCUCGAUCUGAGUAGCGAACGGAACAUUCUUUGGGGCAAGGAGUUUAUAUGGAACGUGUUGACCACUGCGACAUAAAUGCAGUGCGGCAAUACGUUUUUGCUGCCGAGGACUUUAUUUGCUUUUGCGCACUUGCGAAACCCAUUAUCAAAAAUAGAUAUACUAUGGUCGCUUCGACUCUCCAUUCUUAGGUUGUCUGUGUCCACUAGGUACCUCUGUGCUCUCCGCCAUCGAAAGUCGAGUGGCUCGAACAUUUGCAUGGCCAAGUCACUGUAUUGUUGCUUGAAUGCGACUACGUGUGCAUAGCUUUCCACAGCCGGAUGCUAAUGGCUGGAUGAGUAUCCUUCAAGGGUCUUCUUCUGCGGUUUUUGUUGUGAAGCCACAUCCGACCCGACAAUGUCUUUGAACUGUAGAUCAUCACCCCUCGUGGCUACAUGUUAUUAUUCGCAGCGCAUCUCCGGUCAACUUCGAACCUCUGCAGCUGUGUAAGAUCAAGCCUAGCGAGGGGGUGUCUGUAAGUUGAGCCAGGUUUCUUGUCGCCAACUCACACGAAGGUACUCACGCGACGGUACUACCUACGUACUAUUCUGGCAUCGCUACCCACA
Colletotrichum scovillei is the source of this 1170-nucleotide messenger RNA. RefSeq names its product heavy-metal-associated domain-containing protein. Gene Ontology annotation, molecular function: metal ion binding; copper chaperone activity. The coding region runs from base 300 to 551 and encodes 83 amino acids. Gene Ontology annotation, biological process: copper ion transport. The record is from RefSeq and is a predicted model, not a curated record. Gene Ontology annotation, cellular component: cytosol. The transcript is spliced from 2 exons. Lineage: Eukaryota; Fungi; Ascomycota; Sordariomycetes; Glomerellales; Glomerellaceae.